Lactuca saligna is the source of this 2424-nucleotide messenger RNA. Lineage: Eukaryota; Viridiplantae; Streptophyta; Magnoliopsida; Asterales; Asteraceae. The record is from the annotation of a GenBank genome assembly.
CUGAAAUUCGAUUAAUUGAAUCUCUCCAAAUUGUAGAAGCAGAUCUCCGAUUUUAAUCUUUGCGGCUUUUACAGAUCGCGAUUUCAACCGACAAAGCAGCUGUUCUGAAUUAUCUUCAUUGCUGUAGUUAAUUAAUACUCGCUGCAGCUCUGCCACGUGCUAUCAAAGGUGGCAAGCAUUAGCACCCCAUACAUACACCCUCCGACCUCAGUCUCAGCCUGAAAAUUUCCUCUGUCAGAGAAUCACUGAAAUGAAAUGAAUUCGGAGAGCUUAAUAGCAUCGGCGGCGAUCAACAUAGGGCUCGCACUUGUGAUCCUGUGUCUCUUCUCCGUGUUCCGGAAACAGCCUGCCAAUGCCAACAUAUACUACCCUCGUCGUCUCGCUCUUCGCCAUACGAUUUCCUUCGAUCAUUCCUCCAACCGAUUCUUUCCUUCCGUUGAUUGGAUCCGAGAUGCUGUUAGAGUUACGGAGGACGAAAUCCUUUCUACCCUCGGCCUUGAUGCACUCGUUCUCAUCAGAUUUUUUAAACUCGGGAUAAAGUUUUUUGUGGUAUGUUCUGUUGUCGGAUUGAUGGUUCUUUUGCCACUCAACUAUUCUGCUGUCUCCCCUGAGCUAUCUUCAAGCUCGCGUUCCAUGGACUCUUUCACCAUUUCCAAUAUACCUAGAGGAUCAAACAGGCUUUGGGUGCACUUUUCAUCACUGUGCUUUAUAUCUUUCUUUGGAAUAUAUCUCCUUCACAAGGUGAUGUGAUCUCUAGGAAUACAAGAUUGUCCUUAUGAAAAGAAUUCAACAACUUCGUAACCUAAGGAAUCAACCGAGUCAACUCACUGUUCUUGUUCGACAAGUUCCUUUAUGCGAUGAACACAAAUCACUCAGCUGCAGUGUUGAUCAUUUCUUCUCCAAAUACCACCCUAAUGCUUAUCAUUCCUAUCAAAUUCUAUAUGCUGGAAACCAUCUUGAGGAGUUGCCUGUUGCUUUUGUGACAUUUCGGUCACGUUGGGAUGCUGCCCUAGCUGCCCAAACACAACAACAUCCAAAUCCAUUAUUAUGGAUCACUCAAAUGGCUCCAGAACCUAGAGAUGUAUUGUGGAAGAAUCUUUCAAUCCCUUAUAAGCAUUUGGUACUUUAUAGAACUGGAGUAAUUGUCACAGAAAUUCUUUUCACUAUAUUCUUUGCUAUUCCAGUAACUGCAGUCCAGGGAAUAACACAGUUUGAAAAACUGAAAAAGUGGUUCCCUCCAGCCAUGGCUGUUCAAUUGAUACCAGGAUUGAGCUCGGUUAUUACAGGAUACCUUCCAAGUGUGAUUCUUAGUGGAUUUGUUUAUGUUGUUCCUUUUGUUAUGAAAGGAAUGGCAAGAAUAGCAGGUUAUGUUUCAAGAAGUCAACAAGAGCAAAAAGCUAGCAACAUGGUUUUUUAUUUUUUAAUGGGAAAUGUUUUCUUUUUAACUGUUUUAUCCGGAUCUUUACUUGAUCAAAUUGGGAAGACUUUCAUUCAUCCAAAAGAUGUCCCAAGUCGCCUUGCUACAGCUGUCUCUGCUCAAGCAGAUUUUUUUAUGACAUACAUUUUGGCAAGUGGGUUAUCUGGUUUCUCUCUUGAGAUUCUUCAACCUGGAUUACUUACAUGGGAUGCUUUAAAAAUGCGUACAUGGGGUCGAGGAAAAAAGAAAUCCAAUUAUCUUUCUUCAUUUCCUUAUUAUAGAAUUAUUCCCUUUGUUUCUCUCUUUUUGCUUGUUGGCAUUGUGUACUCCAUCAUCGCACCAUUGCUUCUUCCUUUUCUAGUUGUCUACUUUCUUCUCGGCUACGUGGUAUUCAUCAACCAGAUGCAAGAUGUGUAUGAAACAACAUACGAGACAUGUGGGCAGUAUUGGCCCCACCUUCAUCACCAUGUGGUGGUCGCCAUCAUUAUCAUGCAAAUCACCAUGAUCGGUCUCUUUGGACUAAAGUCAAAACCCUCUGCAUCUUUUGCGACAAUACCACUCCUUGUUCUCACUAUAGCUUACAAUGAGUAUUCCAAGUUCCGGUUUCUUCCUACAUUUUACAAAUGCUCUAUAAAGGAUGCGAAAGAUAAUGAUGAAUUUGACAAAGAUGGUCCGAAUGAUGCUGCUUGUCGUGAAGCCAUAGAUGCAUAUCGUCCACCUUCUUUGCCUCAAGUGUGUGUUGGAAUGGAAGAAUCAACCUCAACGCAACCGUUAUUAUCAUCGAUUUCUUAGUUGUUUUUUUUUUCUUUCUAUUUUUGGGAUAGGGGCAAGGCUUGUUGGGUAUGCAAGGAUUUGGAUGAACCUAUUUUGUAGAAAUGUGAUGUUAAUCAAUUUGAUUGGUUUUUGUUUGAAAAAAGGGUGUCAUUCUUUGAAUAUGAUCAUGUCAUUUUUAGGUUAUUAGUAACUCAACUAAACAUGUAAAAAAAAAAUCCAUACCACAAGUAGAG